CCCGUACAGGUUCAUUCGUGACUGUAGGGGAAAAACAAAACCCAGACCCGGAGGAAAGAUUUCACCUCCAAACACAGGCUGAAGAUAAAUUAUACACAAUCAAGCGUUAAGAGGAGAGAAUUUGUUGUUUGGAAAGAAAGAAACAGCCAUCUCUGUGCAGUGUGUUCUUCUUCUUCUGUUCUUCCAGGAGCAGCUCGAGCGCACCUUCUUAUCAAUUAAGGAAGGAUGAACAACACGUAAUAACACACCGUACCCGCUUGAUAUUUGCUUUAGAGAGCCUAAAACCAACAAAGCGUCAACGAUUAACGUCUGUAAACAGGACACGAGGUGCUCUGAAGUCAGCGUUUCAGGAGCGAUGGAGGGUUGGGGUGGAUUUCGGACGCUGCAGUGCUACGUGAUCAGCUCUCAGGUGCUGGGCGUGGUUUGCGUGGUGCUCACGGGGGUGUGGAUGGGCCACUACCACGGGGGCUACGCCUGGGACAGCUCGCAAAAGCAGUUUAACGUGCACCCGCUCUGCAUGGUCAUGGGCCUCGUCUUCCUGUAUGGAGACGGCGUGCUGGUGUACCGUGUGUUCAGGAACGAGAGUAAGCGCUCGGUGAAGAUCCUCCACGCUCUGAUACACAUGAUGGCCCUCGUUAUCAGCAUUGUGGGUCUGGUGGCCGUGUUUGAUGUCCACAAUAAAGCCGGCUUCCCUAACAUGACCUCUCUGCAUAGCUGGUGUGGCAUGCUUACCUUCAUCCUCUUCCUCAUGCAGUGGCUGCUGGGAUUGGGCUUCUUCCUGUUUCCUUGGGCAUCAACAGUGCUACGGAGAUGGUAUCUGCCACUGCAUGUAUUCUUUGGCCUGGUGCUCCUGGCCAUGUCGGUGGGUUCCUCGCUCAUGGGCAUCUCCGAGAAAGCGAUCUUCAGUGGCCUGCCACCGUUCGCUCCCGAGGAGGUUCUGGCCAACAUGCUCGGCCUGCUGCUGGUGUGUUUCGGGGUGCUCGUGGGCUACGUGGUGACCAGAGAAGAGUUCAGACGACCGCCGAACCCCGAGGAAGAGGCUCUGUCUAUCCACUUCAGCACUCUGAGCGAGGACUCCAGGCCCAGCAUGCCUUAACACAGCGCCGACGCUUCAACACUCAUCCUCCGCUUUAGUCUCCAGCCUCCUUAUUCCGUUUUAACCUCUCUUCACUUCCCCCCUGUGUGUGUGCGUGCGUGCGCGCGUAUGUGUGUGUGUUCAGUAACAGAAAGCCGGGGUCAUCGUCUCAUCUCGGCCGUAUCCUACGGAUGAACGUAUCCACGGCGAAACGAGUUUCGGAUUCGAGUACGUAAAAAGAUUUCUCGGUCUUCGUGUUUUGUAUCAAAAUAGCGAGUUAGGAGAAAGAUUCAAAACCUGAUUUGGUUCCAAACCUGCAGGACGGACGCUUUUGUAUCUCCACCCGUUUUCUACCACGCAAAUAACACGAUGAGAAUUCAGGCCUGCGUCCCAAACUGCAUUUUUAUGGAUGAAAUACGAUGACCAAAAUAGAUGACCACCGAAAACCACAGGUAUACUAGCAGACCGUUUAUUAGGGACGGAACGCGGUUUAAGACGUAAGUCCGAAGUCUUCAGGACUCUGUUCGCGGUUAACGUCGUGCCUUCGGGAUUACAGAAGCGUUACGGGAACGGAAGCUCUGUAGGUAAAGAAACGAUCGACUCGGUCGAUGGUUUCGAAGGCAUACGCUAGAGAGGAACGCGUAACGCUAGCUAACAGCUAACACGCUACCUGAAACAGAGCUGCGAAUAGAACGACACAUCAGAAGGAAGGAAAAAUAUACAGUACUGCGCAAACGUUCUUUUUUUUUUUUUUUAGUACAACUAGAAAACUCUUUUCUCAUUUUUUUUUUUUUUAAACGCAAAUUUUAUCGGAGAUGUUUUUAUUUGACGACUUCUACAUUAUCGAGUCGGUACAAGAACGGUUUCGAUUCCCAAACGUUAGUUUUCCAGCACAAGAUUAAACGUUACGGGAAAAGAAACAAAAAAAAAAAACGUUCGUACGACAGUAAAGAAAGCAGAGUAUUGAGUCGUAAGAGAGACUUUUCAGACGUAAAAACGUAACGAAGGGUUUCGCCGAGAAAGUAAGACGCGAGCGCGACGGUCAAAGUCUCCAGGAGAACCGCGUCUGGUUCGGUAAGACGCUCGGUAACACCGGCAGCUCCUUCCCUUAUAAACCCGCACACGUUCUACCUGAGAUCACGUUCUUUAUUUAUUUAUUUAUUUAUUUAUGUUCAAGGCAAAGGGUCGUCACACCGCGUAUCGCCUUUGUUUCAUGUAUACGGUUUACUGCUCUUUAUAGUGUUUUUUUUUUUAUUAUUACUUUUAAAUUGGAGAAACAUUUCAUGUCAUUAUCUUCGAAGGCAUCUUUGCGCUGCAGCCUUUCUUUGCGUGCGCCUAAAACGUUUGCACAGUACUGUAUACGCUGAAGCUUCGAUUGCCCGACUCUCACCCAAGUGCAUCUGAGUUUAAAAUCCGUGAAGCACAGAAAAACACACGGGAAAAGCACCUGAUAGACUAGACGUCCGAGGCCGUUACGUUAAAAUGACAUACGUAUCGAGCGAUUUGAAAUAUAGGUACUAACAAAGAGCCAAAUGCUGAUCACCGUACUCUUACCUUAUCCGUCCCAGCGCUUUUAGAAUGCAUAAAAACACACCAAAAACACCUGCUAGCCAACAGUUUUGCGGAUUAAUAAGCACAGAUCUAUCAGAAUCACACACACCAGGAGUGAACCGAAGAAUCCUGUCCAAGUUUAAACCACCUACAGCUGGCCGAAUUCCCCGGUGAGAACAUAUCCACCCUUCUCCAGGUUCCCGUCGGAUUAGAGGUCAAGAGGUCUUACCUGUUUAGCAGGAAAAAUCAAAACCACCAUCAAUAAUAUGCGACCGGUUCACUCGUCACGUCUGUUCGAUUCGUUUACAUUCUCUCUCUCUCUCCCGAUCGGCCGCAGCACACACCAGUCAUCCUGCAGCAGGACGCUCGGCGUGUCCGAGCUCAGGAGCAUCGGAUUAUACGGUGGUUUUUCUUCUCCCCUGACUCAAUAACCAUGUUGGUUUUUUGUUUGUUUGUUGUUUUGUUUUUUUUCUUUUCAUUUUAAUAAAAGAAAUCCCUCUGUA
Molecule: messenger RNA, 3129 nt
Organism: Ictalurus punctatus (channel catfish)
Lineage: Eukaryota; Metazoa; Chordata; Actinopteri; Siluriformes; Ictaluridae
Gene: cyb561
Product: transmembrane ascorbate-dependent reductase CYB561
Exons: 7
Coding region: 356-1096 (246 amino acids)
Cellular component (GO): lysosomal membrane
Molecular function (GO): oxidoreductase activity
Source: RefSeq, a predicted model, not a curated record